Dentiscutata erythropus is the source of this 350-nucleotide messenger RNA. The record is from the annotation of a GenBank genome assembly. NCBI's taxonomy places the organism in Eukaryota, Fungi, Glomeromycota, Glomeromycetes, Diversisporales, Gigasporaceae.
AAGAUCAGUGGAUAAUCAAUAAAGAAGGUAAGCGUGUCUUAAAAAAUACUAAAGUUAUAGGUAAGUGGAAGGAUGAAAAUGGGGGAGAUCGAGCUAUUGGCUAUGCGGGAGUUCGUGCAAAAUGCUAUAGUGUUGUGUGUGAAAAUUCAGGAAAAAAUAUGAUAAAAGCAAAAGGCCUGAAAAAAUUACUUAUCAAAAGAGAGUUUACUCAUAAAAUAUUCGAGGACUGUGCUUUAGAGGGAAAAGAGGAUCAACUACGAACUACACAAUUUCUCCGAAGUUACAAACAUCGAAUGUAUAGAAUAAAGCAAACAAAGAGGAGCAUUAACCUACUAGAUACAAAAUUGUAG